AAGUGAUUUUUGCACACAGUUUGUGUUAAAGCUAUUAUUUUAAAUUUUAUUAUCAUAUUAGCAAAUCAAGACAGACUAAAGUUGGUAUAAAGCCACAAACACAUACGCAUAAAAUGACUGAACAUGACUGUGAUCUGACGACCUCACCAAAGUCCAACUCCUCCAAUACCUCCAGCAACAGCAGCGGCGACAGCUGCUCUCGAUCAACUUCGGAUUCUAGCGACGAAUUGCUUUCAACCAGUUUUCGUUCACGUUCCCCUUCACCAUUAGACGAUCAUGUAGAUAAAGGCUGCGUGAAUCUUUUAACAGAUAAAACAUUUCACAACGAAAUCUGUGCACUUGCUGCGAAACGCAAUGCAAAUUCGGACAAUAGCAGACAAGAAUGCGUUUUAGAUGAUAAGAAUCGUAUUAUAAGUGUAGGCAAUAAUGAACUGUUAACAGAUCACGAAUUCCUCAUGGAAAUUGCACUCUUGGCCACCACACGCAGUGAUGAUCCUAAAACGAAAGUGGGCGCUUGCAUUGUGGAUCGUAAAAAUCGUAUUAUUGGCAUUGGUUACAAUCACUUCCCACCCAACUACACGAGCGAACCGUACCCGUGGGGCAAGGAUAAAUGGAAUCACUUGAAUAAUAAACUCACCUAUGUUAUACACGCUGAAUCAGAUGCCAUAUUCUCUGCACAAUCGGUAGACUUACGCGGCGCCACUAUAUAUUCCACAUUGAUGCCUUGCAAUGAGUGCGCCAAACUUAUCAUACAGUCGGGUAUACGUAACGUUUUCUAUUUGAAUUCAAAAUUAUUUGAGAAGUGGAUAUAUAAGGCAUCACGCCGCAUGUUGCAUGCUGCCCGUGUCACAUUGCAGAAAUUAGAGUAGUGCACAGCAGCAAUUUUGUACAUAUUGCUGUAUUUGAGAGUUCGAAAUUGUUACUUAAUGUUUUUAUUGUCAAAUUAGUUC
Messenger RNA from Bactrocera tryoni, 950 nucleotides. Its product is annotated as deoxycytidylate deaminase. The coding region runs from base 114 to 869 and encodes 251 amino acids. The record is from RefSeq and is a predicted model, not a curated record. Gene Ontology annotation, molecular function: zinc ion binding; hydrolase activity. NCBI's taxonomy places the organism in Eukaryota, Metazoa, Arthropoda, Insecta, Diptera, Tephritidae. The transcript has 2 exons.